Messenger RNA from Acanthoscelides obtectus, 483 nucleotides. NCBI's taxonomy places the organism in Eukaryota, Metazoa, Arthropoda, Insecta, Coleoptera, Chrysomelidae. The record is from the annotation of a GenBank genome assembly.
AUGAAGCAAAAUAUUGGACGGGGCGAAUUUUCUCAGUUCCCCAAUUUGUCACAGACAAGCUGCCAGGAAGACGACGUUUCAACUUACGUUCAACAUUUAAAUGCCCUCUAUUCAGAUUUUGAAUCUAGGUUUGAGGAUAUUUUGUCUAUGGUAAUACCACCGUGGAUAAUUAAUCCAUAUGGUGACAUAGAAGAAACGAAUGUCAUAAUACAAGAGGAAUUGACUGAACUAAGUACAAACGAAGAUCUUAAGGUUCAGUUUAAAAACGGAUCAGCAAUUCUGGCUGCAAAACAACAUACCCGUUACUUAUCCCGUAUUAUGGAAUAUAGCGAGGAAAUUUUUAGUUUCCUUUCCAUCGUCAUACCUAGUGGAAAGGGGGUUCAGCGCUGUUACCAAUCUCCUACCGAAAAAAAGAAACAGACUGGACAUCAUUACCCGAGGGGAUUUAAGAUUAACCCUUACAAAAUUGACGCCAAACGUUGA